AUGUCCAAGCGUGGUGCGGGUGCAUCUGGCAACAAGUUCCGUCUGACCCUCGGUCUCCCGACGGGCGCGGUCCUCAACUGCGCCGACAAUAGCGGCGCGAAGUCGCUCUUCUUGAUUGAGGCGUACGGGACGGGCUCGCACCUUAACCGUCUCCCGGAUGCAGGUGUGGGCGACAUGGUUGUUGCGUCGGUGAAGAAGGGAAAGCCCGACUCAGGAAGAAGAGUACGUCUUACUUCUGGAACGCUGAACUGGGAUAAUGGGUUCUUGUCCUUAGCGAUGCCCAUUGUGUUAUCCGGCAGCGCAAGUCGUGGCGCGGCGAGAGGGUCUCGUCUCUACUUCGAGGACAACGCUGGUGUGAUUGUCAAUCCCAAGGGUGAGAUGAAGGGUCGGCCAUCACUGGCCCUGUAG
This is a messenger RNA of Fomitopsis serialis, 408 nucleotides long. Its product is annotated as ribosomal protein L14 domain-containing protein. The record is from RefSeq and is a predicted model, not a curated record. Gene Ontology annotation, biological process: translation. The transcript is spliced from 3 exons. Gene Ontology annotation, cellular component: cytosolic large ribosomal subunit; ribosome. Gene Ontology annotation, molecular function: structural constituent of ribosome; large ribosomal subunit rRNA binding. The coding region runs from base 1 to 408 and encodes 135 amino acids. Lineage: Eukaryota; Fungi; Basidiomycota; Agaricomycetes; Polyporales; Fomitopsidaceae.